UUUCUGCAAUGGAGUUUGAGAAAGUGAUCGAAGUGGCGACUCUGGGCCGACCGUUCAGACUCGGGAUGUUUUACGACUGUCGCCAGGACACAAUCAUUCCUGGAUUAACACUCUGGGACAGUGAUAACUUGGAAAAAUACAAAAGAGAAACCCCACAACCAAACAGUGACUUUGAAAUAGUUGCCUCUGAAUCUAUUGCGGACAAAUCUUCAGCCUUGAAUGUUGAAGCAUCUUUGAAAGCAAGUUUUUUAAGCGGCCUAGUUAAAGUUGAAGGAUCGGCCAAAUACCUCAAUGAUCAGAUAUCAUCCAAAAAUCAAGCCAGAGUAACACUGAAGUACAAAGCUACCACAAAGUACCAAGAAUUAUCAAUGAAUCAUCUUGGAAGAGGCAACAUGAAGCAUCAAUACGUUUUUGAGAACAAAUUAGCAACACAUGUGGUCAUAGGCAUUCUGUAUGGAGCUCAAGCAUUUUUUGUCUUUGACCGAGAAAAAUCUGAGACAGAAAGUCACCAAGAUAUUCAGGGCAACUUAAAAGUUUUGAUUGAGAAAAUUCCAUUCCUAUCUAUUGAUGGUAAAGGUUCCUUACACAUGGAAGAAAAGGACAAAGAAUUAAUACAGAAGUUCUCCUGUAAGUUUCAUGGAGACUUCCUCCUUGAGAAAACUCCAACAACCUUCCAGGAUGCAGUAGGAGCCUACCAAAGCCUCCCCAAGCUGCUGGGAGCCAGUGGAGAAAACGCCGUACCAAUCAAGGUCUGGAUGCUGCCUCUGACUAACUUAGAUUCUUCUGCAGCUAAACUUGUCCGAGAAAUAAGUGUUAGGUUAGUUCAAGAAGUACAAAGUGUCCUGGAGGAGCUCAGUGACCUGGAAAUAAGGUGCAAUGAUGCAAUGAAAAACUCUACAACACAGCAGUUUCCACAGAUUAACAAAAAACUUAAAAGUUUUAAAAGUUUGUGCUCCGAGUUCAGGCUUGAUUUUCAACGAACGCUAUCAAAGAAGCUCCCAUCAAUCCGAGGAGGAGGAGAAGAAGAGUCUGAACUUGCAGAUGUCUUGAAGAAGAUUCAUUCCUCACCUUUCAACAGCAAAAACCUCAAUGACUGGAUUGACUGCAAAGAGAGGGAAAUUCAUGCCCUGAAAUCUUACACCAGGUUGAUGAAGAACACCAAAAUCAUCCCAUCUCAAAACAUCCUUAAUGAAGAACUUCUCAAUGCAGAGCAUGCUGUGUGUUUUGUCUUCAGCUCACUGGAAAGAGAUGAGCCAUACCUCUCUGCUUUGCUGAACCACCUCAAAGACAAAACCAAGUCAGGAGAUUCACACCGUUAUGAUAUUGAGAAGGAACAAUGGUAUCUCUCAAACAACCUGGCAGAUGAAAUGAGAAGAAAAGUAAAACUCUUCAGUGAUUUUGCAGCUGCCAACACUGAAACCAAGAGCACAACAUUCCUGGCAGUAGGUCUAACAGAUGAGACACAUGAAGGUUCAACCAUUUACCUUUAUGAAGACGGAUUCCUCAUCAAUAAGAACUUUGAACCUCCUUCAAAGCCUGAAACUGUGACAGCUGCUGAUGUAACCCACAGCAGUGUGACUCUGAAGGUUUCUCCUCCCAGGUUUGGAGCAGAGAGCGUCACAUCCUACUCUGUUGAGUUCUGUGUCAGUGGACAAGAUGGAUGGAAACAACAGAGUGAACCAAAACCUUCAGAAAUCACAGUGACCCAACUGCAGCCAAACACAAAGUACAUGUUCAGAUGCAGAGCAGUGACCUCAGCAGGUGUUGGACCGGCCAAUGUCAUCAAUGAUCCCAUUAAAACUUUACCCUGCAGCCCUGCUGGAGAACCUCAAUGUGAACCAAACUCUUCUGAGAUAUCAGUGAGUUGGGAGAAACCUGCUGAGCUCGGACCAGAUGUUCAGAUCCUGAGCUACACUGUGGAAUACGCAAAGGUAGAAGAUCCAAAACCAUCUGGAACCAAAAGAACCAUCUGGAACCAAACAAGGUCAAAAGGUGAAAAGGCCAUCAUUUCAGGACUUGAGUCAGAAACACAAUAUGCAGUCAGGAUCACAUGUGACUGUGGUGAAGCUGGCAGGAGCAAAGAAAACAAGAUUGUUCAGGUUCAUACAACAAAGCCAAACUGGUUUUCUGAUGCUGUUAAAGCAUCAAAAAGCUUUGACAGCACCAGGCUUUCUGAUGCUGUUAAAGCUAAGAGCAGAAAGCUGGAGCCACAGAUUGGACCACUGCCUGUUUAUAGAGUUCCUCUAAAGGAGGAGAACAUCAAAAUAAAGGGAUGCAGGUUCUUCAGGUUUGGAAAACCUGUUGCCAAACAAAGUCGUACCAUCAUGGUUCUUGGAGCUACAGGUGCUGGGAAGUCAACUCUCAUCAAUGGGAUGAUAAAUUACAUUCUAGGGGUUGAAUGGUCAGAUUCGUAUCGGUUCAUCUUAGUGGAUGAUGGUCAAACAAAAUCCCAGGCUCACAGUCAGACCUCUGAGGUCACCGUGUACAAACUCAACCACCUGGAGGGAUUUCAGGUUCCCUUCUCUCUGACCAUCAUAGACACUCCAGGCUUUGGAGACACCAGAGGAAUAGACAGAGACAGGGAGAUCACAGAGCAGCUCCGUAACCUCUUCACUAGUAAAGACGGGAUCAGUACGAUUGAUGCUGUGUGUUUCGUAGCUCAGGCUGCUUUAGCUCGUCUCACACCAACACAGAAAUAUGUCUUUGAUUCCAUUCUCUCCAUCUUUGGCAAAGAUAUAGCAGAAAACAUCAGGAUCCUGGUGACAUUUGCAGAUUGUCAGAAGCCUCCAGUUCUAGAAGCCAUCAAAGCUUCAGGCGUACCAAGUCCGAAAGGGAAAGAUGGUCUUCCAGUUCACUUCAAAUUUAACAACUCUGCUCUGUUUGCUGAUAAUAAAUCCUCUGCAGCAAACACUCAGAGUGACGAUGAUGAUGAUGAAAACUUUGAUAAGAUGUUUUGGAACAUGGGAACAAAAAGCAUGAAAAGGUUUUUUGCUGCUCUAAAUCUGAUAAAAACCAAAAGUUUACUAACUAAUGAAGUCCUGAGAGAAAGAAAACAGCUGGAGGUUUCAGUUGAGAAUCUGAAGGUUCAGGUUAAACUUGGUUUGGCCAAAAUGGAGGAGAUCAGAGAGACGAGAGAAAAAAUCAAAGAGCAUGAAGCUGAGAUCAGAAGAAAUGAGAAGUUUGAGUUUGAGGUCACUGUGAAAAAACCAAUACAAGUUGACAUCUCAGGUACUGGUAACUACAUUACCAACUGUCAGCAGUGUCAUGUCACCUGUUGUUACCCUUCUGGAAUAUCAAAUGAUGAUGAUAACAGAAACUGUAAGGUUAUGGACAGAAAUGGAAACUGCACUCAGUGUCCAAAGAAAUGUUACUGGAACGUUCAUUUCAGCCAAAAGUACAAGUGGGAUUAUAAAGAUGUUACAGAGAAACGGACAAUCGCAGACCUGAAAGAAAACUAUGAAAAGGCCACAGGGGAGAAAAUGACUGUUGAGGGACUGAUGAGAAAUCUAGAGGCUGAAUAUGAUAUCAUGCAGAAUGACGUGAAUAAGUUAAUAGACCAGUCAGCAAAGUGUCUGAACAGACUGAAGGAGAUAGCACUGAAGCCCAAUCCUCUCACCACUCCAGAGUACAUUGAAAUGCUGAUUGAAGGAGAGAAACAGGAGAAGAAACCAGGCUGGAAACAACGAAUUGAGUCUCUGAUGAAAAUGAAACAAAAAGCAGAGUUCAUGGCUAAAGUGGAGAAAGGAGAAAAAUCUCUCCUCCAACAAGAGUCACUUGAUACUGGCGACCUGUCCAGGGUGACCCCGUGACCCCGCC
This is a messenger RNA of Gambusia affinis (western mosquitofish), 3816 nucleotides long. RefSeq lists its product as uncharacterized. NCBI's taxonomy places the organism in Eukaryota, Metazoa, Chordata, Actinopteri, Cyprinodontiformes, Poeciliidae. Gene Ontology annotation, molecular function: protein binding; GTP binding. The record is from RefSeq and is a predicted model, not a curated record.